Molecule: messenger RNA, 1062 nt
Organism: Guillardia theta CCMP2712
Lineage: Eukaryota; Cryptophyceae; Pyrenomonadales; Geminigeraceae
Exons: 3
Coding region: 1-1062 (353 amino acids)
Source: RefSeq, a predicted model, not a curated record
AUGAGUUCAAUGGUUGGACCUUCAGCUACAGGUGAGAAGCAGAUCAAGUAUACAAGACUAAAUGUCGCUCCACCACAAGCAAACCGAAACGAAGCCGAUCAACCCCUAAGCAGCAAGUUUCUCCAGAAUAUUCAGAUUAUAACACGAGGAGUAGCAUACUGCCUCUCGGGCCAUGUUUGCACGAUUGGCGCAGCAACAGUUGUGGCGAUCUUCAUCUGUUCAAGAGCAUUCCUCAACAUUCGCUUUACAACGUCGCUAGAAGUGGUGGCCUAUGGUACAGUUUUCCCUCUCACUUUCGGGAUUCAGGUUGCUUUCGACAACCGCGAGCGCGCUCUCGACGGCCUUGCGUGUAUCAAGUCAAUGAUCGCGAGCAUAUUCUUCCUCCUCAAGUCAUGGGAGGUCGGCAAAGGGGGCAAGAUACAGAGAGCUUUUACUCCCUACUUCAAUGAGCUUGUCGAGAACAUGCAGAAGUACUGCAUAAGAGAGCAAGUGCGGCAUUCCGACGGUCAAGAGUCAGCGGAUCAUCUGGUCUACGACACGUUUGCUAAGAUUGCGGCAGAGAUUGAGCUGCAAAGCUCUACUCUGGGCUAUGAGUCUGGGACAAAAGGAGGUCAGAUGGGCAAGGGCAGGGCGUGGGAAUGCCUGAAACGAAUGAUCUGCGCAUGGGAGGAUGUGAAGAUGGCCCGUUGCUACAUCAGUCCUCGUGGUCUGCGCUGCUUCUGCUUCUUCACCAUUCAUGUGGCGCCCAUCGUCCUUGCCCCUUACUGGUUGGAUUUUUGCAAGUCGGAGCAAGGGGCAGAAACUCUGGAUCCUCUCUAUGGAUGUUACUCGGCCUACUUCCUUGGGAUUACCUUUUCUGUAAUUCUCAUCACCCUGCACCGAAUCCGGGAUGCACUGGACUCACCAUUCACAACGACAGACUUCGAUCAGAUCAAGUGGCAGUUCUGGAAAGAGCAGAUGACGCAACUGAAUUCUUUUGGCCCCAAUGGGCCAGAGCUGAGAGAAAGCUUAGGUUACGGAGUCGGGUGCCAUGGUGAGAUGGCUGAACGGGGAUGCUACUGA